Messenger RNA from Encephalitozoon cuniculi GB-M1, 477 nucleotides. RefSeq lists its product as uncharacterized. The coding region runs from base 1 to 477 and encodes 158 amino acids. The record is from RefSeq and is marked provisional. NCBI's taxonomy places the organism in Eukaryota, Fungi, Microsporidia, Unikaryonidae. Gene Ontology annotation, cellular component: nucleus. The transcript has a single exon.
AUGGAAGAAGCCCAGAGUAGAAGCACCAUGAAGAAGCUACUCAGGAAAAUAGAGUCCCAGAUAGACAAGGUGAGCUUUCUGUACACAAACCCCACGCAAACAGCAGAGAUAAAGAAGAUGCUCGACACUGAAGAAGACUCUCGGGCAACUCUUAGGAAAUGCAUCAGCAGGAUGGACAGGCUGAACUCAUACAUGAAUCCGAUGAAGUGUGGCACAGUAAGCAUCCCUUCCAUAGAAGAGCAUCUGAAGUAUCUAUACGAGAGAAGAGGUGUGUUUGAUGAGGGUAAGUGUUAUGCUCUCCUUACCAAAAACAGAAUCGAUACAAUGCUCUCCAAUAGAAAGGCCGCAAUUAAGAGCAAGGGAAAGACACUGAGUUACGAGUUUAAGGAGAGGCUCACAGGAUUCCUGUCCAAGAGGGGCAGUGCUUCAUGGAGCAACGAAAAGAUAGACGACUUCAUCAGCUCGAUGAUGAGAUGA